AUGACUCUUCAACUAUCUUCGAGAGCAGGAGCGCACGCGGAAGACGCAGACCCUACACAAUCCCUCAAUACAGCAUUGAAGGAUUUCCAGAAUGCCUUGACAGAGGAGCAAAAACGAGAAUUUCAAAAAAGCGCCACGACUCCAGAUAUUGCGAGCGUCAUAGAGUUUGUCGCAGAAAUCGAUGCUAGAAAUAGCAGCACGACGAGGAGGUGCGUGGCUCCACGGCUAUGUACCUUCUUAGAGGCAACGCAACAGUUCACCGGUGUUGUGGACACAUUCGUUAGCUCUAGUCCAAUAGUGGCGGCCCUCGUCUGGGGAGGUGUGAAGACUGCUAUAUUGACGGCGAGCAAUGUGGCCUCUUACUUUGACAAAGUAACGAGCAUGAUCAUGCGCAUCGGCAAAUUUUCUCCGACAUAUCAACAAUUUGGCCUACUCUAUCCCGACUCUAUCAGUCUCCAACGUGCCCUUUGUGACUUUUACGCCAUCAUUAUCAAUAUGUGUGUCAAGAUAAUUCAAGUCUCCCGUCGAACCGCCCUCAAGCAAACUCUUUCGUCGAUCCUAAGUCCUUUUGAAUCCGAAUUUAAGUCGUCCUUAGACCUGCUGGAUGAAGCUACAAACAAGAUAAACCUCGAGGUAUCCCUCGCAUCAAAGCAAGCAGACAAGGAAGCGAAAAAGCUGCUAGAAUAUGAAAGCCGAGAGAAUUCAACAUUCCGACCAAAAGUCCUAGGUUUCUACAAGAAAUCACUGAAGCAACAAGCCGAUGCAAGCGAGUGGCGAAUAAAAUUGAAAAAAGGGGAAAUGGCGAAAUUGAAGACAAGCAUUCGAAACAACCUUUCUGCUAUCAACCAUGUCUCUCCUUGGAGGCAGACCAUGAAGCAACGUGUUCCAACCACGGCUGAGUGGUUUCAGAAAGAGUCGGUCUUUGAUGAGUGGAAAGACGACCCAAGAACCGCGAUACUCUGGUGUUUAGGCACCAUAGGCAUGGGCAAGACAGUGCUAAUGUCUAAUGUGGUGGAUCACUUGCAGUUACAUGCGGCCCGCAAGAGGAAUGAGACCGUAUCCUAUUACUUCUGCCGCCUUGACAAUGAGGCAUCUUUAUCCGCGAGGAACAUUCUCGGAAGCCUUGCUCGUCAAAUACUCGAUACUCAGAUUGAGCAAAGCGAGUAUGAAACUUUGCUCUCCUUGCAGGAGACCACCGAAGAUAUUAGCAGCGCGACCGACGUCGUUCGGUUCUUGUUAUCUCAUCUGCAGGCUGGCAAGGGUACGAAGUACUAUGUUGUCCUGGACGGACUGGACGAAUGUGAUGGCAGUCAAGUUCAAGCACUGGCACAAGCUAUGAUUGAACUCUGCAGCAACUAUAUCGGUUUCAAAGUCAUCUGUGCGGGUCGACCUGGUCUUGAAAAACGGUUCAAAUCGACCGCACCGCAGUAUAGAAUCAUGGUGAACGAGGAAAAAGUCAAGUCGGAUAUGGAUCACUAUAUUACCGAGACCUUGUAUAAGUGUCUGGACGAUGAAGUUUUGACUCUCGGGGAUCAAGCAAUCGUCACAGAGAUAUACGACACCUUAAGGGCCAAAUCAGACGGAAUGUUCCUCUGGGCAAGCCUCUGUAUCGAAGAGCUUUGCGCACAGAAUUGUGAUCAUGACAUCUUGGAAGCAUUGAAGCAGCUUCCACACAGCUUGGCUGAGCUAUAUGAUCGAAAACUCCGUCGUGUCCGAGAAGGAAGGGCCGCGGAGCAGGCAAUGAAGCUACUACAAUAUUGCGGGGCAGUGAAGCGGCCAUUGACAGUCACGGAAUAUCGAGAAGCCCUUAGUCUUUCCCUCGAACAAAAGUCCUUUGACCACACAAAGGUUCCCAACGACAUGGAUAGGAUCAUCAAUGGCUGUUGCGGAUUGACAUUCGUUGAUGAAGAGGAAUACACCGUACACUAUGUUCAUCGUAGUGUGAAAGAAUGUCUUUUGAUCACGAACGGCCCACACACGGCGCAAUUCGACAUGGCAAGCGUCGACCGGAAUUUUGGGUUCCUUUGUAUGACGUACCUGGACUUCACCAACUUCAAGCGUCAGUUGACGAAAUUUAAGAAUGGUUCUGGUAUACCUAUCAAGCCCGUUCAGUUCGGUACUAGUACUCUUCCCACCCACUCUUCUAGAAGAGUUACUGGCCAGAUGGUCCAAAGGAUUCUUUCACGUCAUCGCGAGCUGCGGCAUUUCAGCACUCGAGAGGUAGAGAGGACGGCGCAAGAAAUACUUGAAGAUGAGAAUUCUUCACGCCUGGAGCUAGAACUCCGGAAGCAAGGAUUUCAGUUUCUCGAAUACGCUAGGGCUUACUGGCACAGCCAUCUGACUGAUUUCACUCCCGAUAUGGACUGCAACAUGUGGCGGUUGUUUCGCCGGUGCAUAGAAGGCGAUGAUGUUCCUGCAUAUAGACCAUGGGAGUCGGAGCAGCAGACCCACAACAAGAGAAAUGAUAUACCAGAGGCUAUACAUUGGUUAUUGGCCCAUGAACAUUACGCAUUGCUUUUAUACUAUGCAAGACAUCAGUCUCACGUUUUGUCGGAAGAUGUGAAGAACGAAAUUUUUCGCAGCGCCGACAUUCACAAUCGUUGUCAAUACACUGAGGUGCUCGUCCGCUUCAAAGAUACCAUAGACAACUUGAAUCAUGCAUUGUCAUAUGCUGCACUAGAUGGAUGCACUCGUUCCCUAACAAUGUUGCUUCAAGCAGGGGCUGACAUUGACGCUCAAGUAAAUCACAGAACAGCCCUCCAAGCGGCAGCAGAACGAGGUCAGCUUGAAGCGGUGCAGACACUGCUAGCAGCAAAUGCCGAUGUCAACGCACCUCCUGCUGAAUUUCUUGGCCAAACAGCUCUCCAAGCGGCCGCGGGCAAAGGCCAUCUUAAAGUGGUGGAAGCACUUCUAGCGGCAAAAGCAGACGUUAACGCAUCUCUUGCUAAAGGUGGCCAGACAGCCCUCCAUAUGGCAGCAAGAGGAGGUCACCUACAUGUAUUACAGGCACUGCUAGCAGCAGAAGCAGACGUCAACGCAUCUCUUGCUGAAGGUAGACAGACAGCUCUCCAUAUGGCAGCAAGAGGAGGUCACCUACAGGUAGUACAGGCACUGCUAGCAGCAGAAGCAGACGUCAAUGCAUGCCCUGCUUUAGAUGGCUUAACAGCUCUCCAAGUGGCCGCAGCAGGAGGCCAUCUUAAAGUGGUGGAAACGCUUCUAGCAGCAAAAGCAGACGUUAACGCCGAAAAUGGCGCCCAGACAGCUCUCCAAGCGGCCGCAGGAGGGGGUCAUCUUAAGGUGGUGCAAACACUUUUAGCAGCAAAAGCAGACGUUAACGCUGAAAAUGGCGCCCAGACAGCUCUCCAGGUGGCUGCAAGAGGAGGUCACCUAAAGGUGGUACAGGCACUGCUAGCAGCAAAGGCAGAUGUCAACGCAUCUCCUACUAUAUUUAGGGGUGAAACAGCUCUUCAAUCAGCCGCAGGAGGGGGCCACCUUAAGGUAGUACAAACAACUUCUAACAGCGAACGCAGACGUUAA
Penicillium mononematosum is the source of this 3537-nucleotide messenger RNA. RefSeq names its product ankyrin repeat domain-containing protein. The coding region runs from base 1 to 3537 and encodes 1178 amino acids. The transcript has 2 exons. The record is from RefSeq and is a predicted model, not a curated record. Gene Ontology annotation, molecular function: protein binding; RNA nuclease activity; RNA binding. NCBI's taxonomy places the organism in Eukaryota, Fungi, Ascomycota, Eurotiomycetes, Eurotiales, Aspergillaceae. Gene Ontology annotation, biological process: RNA processing.